Messenger RNA from Prorocentrum cordatum, 351 nucleotides. The record is from the annotation of a GenBank genome assembly. Lineage: Eukaryota; Dinophyceae; Prorocentrales; Prorocentraceae.
CGGCGGUGCGGCCGUGGCCUGCGGCAGUGGCGGCAUCUGGCAGUGCGCCUUGCCGCCGGCGGGCCUGGGCCUGACUUUCGCCCCCGGCCAGGCAGUACGACCGCGGCAGAAGCAGGGCCAAGUGCCUUGCCCAGCGAACGCGAUGCGAAGCGCGAGGUGCGCUGUGGAGACACAGAGCGGGCAUGGCGAUCACGUCAAGGACGGCGAGCUCGGCCCUGGGCGGCAGAUUGAUAAGAAGAUGGCGGAGUCGAUCGGCAUGGCGCGCUACGAGGUCAGCGCCGAGCGCCUCGAGCGCUGGAGCUGCGUCGAGGCAGAGCUGGACGCGUUGCUCGACCAGCUCGACGCUCUGAU